UUUCUAUUUUUGAUUUUUGCAGGUUAGUGUCUGGAGCUGGAGACAUCAAAAUAACAAAAGAUGGAAAUGUUCUUUUACAUGAAAUGCAAAUUCAACAUCCAACAGCUUCGUUAAUUGCUCGAGUAUCUACUGCUCAAAAUGAUAUUGUAGGAGAUGGAACAACAUCUACGGUGUUGAUCAUAGGAGAAUUACUUAAACAAGCAGAUAUGUAUAUUUCUGAGGGUCUUCAUCCACGAAUUCUUACCGAAGGCUUUGAUUUAGCAAAAACUAAAGCAUUGGAAGUUUUGGAUCAAAUGAAAAUUACUCAAGAAAUGGAUAGAGACAUGCUAGUAAAUGUUGCAAGAACAUCGCUUCGCACUAAAGUGCAUACUGAAUUGGCUGAUCAUUUAACUGAGGUGUGUGUUGAUGCUGUCUUAGCUAUUCAACAACCAAAUACACCAAUUGAUUUGCAUAUGGUUGAGAUCAUGGAAAUGCAACACAAAACUGAACAAGAUACUUCUCUUAUUCGUGGUCUAGUUAUGGAUCAUGGUGCACGUCAUCCAGACAUGAAGAAGCUUGUUCGAAAUGCAUACAUUUUAACUUGUAAUGUCUCUCUAGAAUAUGAGAAGAGUGAAGUGAAUUCAGGAUUUUUUUAUAAGUCUGCUGAAGAAAGAGAGAAGUUAGUGAAAGCUGAACGUCAGUUUAUUGAAAAUCGUGUUUACAAAAUAAUUGAAUUGAAGAAAAAAGUUUGUGAUGGAACUGAUAAAAAUUUUGUUGUGAUAAAUCAAAAGGGUAUUGAUCCCAUGUCAUUAGAUCUUCUUGCUAAAGAAGGAAUAGUUGCUCUUCGUAGAGCUAAAAGAAGAAAUAUGGAAAGAUUAGUUUUGGCUUGUGGUGGUGUUGCUGUUAAUUCCGUAGAUGAUCUGACACCAGAAUAUCUUGGAAAAGCAGGAUUGGUAUAUGAACAUGUUUUAGGAGAGGAAAAAUAUACUUUUGUUGAAGAGCUUGAAAAUCCUCAUUCGGUUACAAUCCUUAUAAAAGGUCCCAAUAAGCAUACACUUGUUCAAAUCAAAGAUGCAGUUCAUGAUGGACUGAGAGCUGUAAAAAAUGCAAUUGAAGAUGGAUGUCUAAUACCAGGAGCAGGUGCAUUUGAAGUAGUUACUAACUCCGUUUUAACUGAAUAUAAAUCUCAGGUAGAUGGACGAGUUCAACUUGGUAUUCAGGCAUUUGCCGAUGCCUUAUUGAUAAUUCCCAAAGUUUUGGCAACUAAUGCUGGAUUUGAUCCUCAAGAAGUUAAAGUGAAACUACUUCAAGAAUAUGCAAGAACCAAACAACCAGUGGGAUUAGAUAUUAAUACAGGUGAAGCAAUCAUUCCGGCAGAUGUAGGAAUUUUAGACAAUUAUAGAGUGAAGAGACAGUUACUAAACUCAUGGUAACUAUAAUUUUAAUGGUUUUCAUUUCUGUUUUUAAUUUAAUUGAAAUUGUUUUGCUGUCCUUUUUUAAUAGAUUA
Centruroides sculpturatus (bark scorpion) is the source of this 1486-nucleotide messenger RNA. It is a transcript of the gene CCT6, whose product is annotated as T-complex protein 1 subunit zeta-like. The record is from RefSeq and is a predicted model, not a curated record. Gene Ontology annotation, biological process: protein folding. Gene Ontology annotation, cellular component: chaperonin-containing T-complex. Gene Ontology annotation, molecular function: ATP hydrolysis activity; ATP-dependent protein folding chaperone; ATP binding. The transcript is spliced from 9 exons. The annotation marks the transcript as partial. Lineage: Eukaryota; Metazoa; Arthropoda; Arachnida; Scorpiones; Buthidae.